AUGACCGCACGCAACCCCCUUGGCAAGAGGCUGAUCCCUCACAUCAUUGAUGAUUUCGCCAAAAACGAGCCUGAGCGAGAGGCAUUCAAGAUUCCAAACUCUGCAAACGUUCAAGAUGGAUGGAAGGUUGUCACAUGGAAGGAAUACGCCAACGCUGUCAACCAUGCCGCUCACCGAAUCACCGAAAUUUGCGGCAAGCCAGAGAAGGGCACAUUUCCCACAAUCGCUUACAUUGGCCCCAAUGAUGCCCGAUAUGUAAUUAUCAUGGUUGGUGCCAUCAAGGCUGGUUACAAGGCCUUGUUCAUCUCCCCUAGAAACUCGCAAGAGGGCCAGCUCAACCUGUUCGAAAAGACAGACUGCCAUGUCAUUAUCGCCCCCAAAUCCCACCACAACGUUAUUCAACCAUGGCUACACGAGAGAGAAAUGCAGGCGGUCGAGGUUGGCGAAAUGGACAGAUGGUUCCCUCAGAGAGAGGUUCCUCACUUCCCCUAUGACAAGACCUUUGAGGAGGCCGAGUGGGAUCCAGUCGUCGUUCUACACACCAGUGGCAGCACUGGCCUGCCCAAACCUAUUGUUGCUCGGGUUGGCAUGCUGUCCGUCGGUGAUGCUUACAUUGAGCUCCCAGAGUUCCAAGGCACCAAGUUCCACUUCAAUAUGUGGACAGAGAAGGCCAAGAGUCACUUCUUCCCCAUGCCAUUAUUCCAUGCUGCUGCAUUAUACUCCUUUAUCAACAUUGCAGUAUACAGAGCCUCUCCGUGCGCGUUCAGCGUCGAUCGUCCCCUUUCGUCAGACCUCGUGGCUGAGACAUUGCAACAUUUGCAUGUUGAAUCCGCAUUUCUACCACCGGCAAUCCUUGAAGACAUGAGUCAGGAUGAGACCUGUAUAAAAGAAUUGACAAAGCUGAACUUUAUUGUAUUUGGUGGCGGCAAUCUCGCCAGAGAAGCCGGAAACCGGCUGGUCCAAGCCGGUGCACCUCUUGCCAAUAUGAUCGCCGCAACAGAAGCCACUCCAUGGCCUUACUUCUACCAGAGUAAUCCUGACCUUUGGCAAUACUUCAUCAUCAACUCCGACCUCAUGGGCUACGAGUGGCGCCCAACGAGUGAGGAGAAUGUCUACGAGCAGGUCGUGGUCCGCAAGGACAAGAACCACCCCGGUCUCCAAGGCUUCUUCUACACGUUCCCCGACGAUACUGAGUACUACACAAAGGAUCUGUACAAACCCCACCCGACGUUGCCCAACCACUGGAUCUAUUACGGAAGAGCCGAUAAUAUUAUCGUCUUCUCCAACGGCGAGAAACUUAACCCAGUAACAAUCGAGGAAAUCGUUUCGGAUCACCCGCAGGUCCAGGGUGCUGUAGUCGUUGGUACCAACAAGUUCCAGCCGGCCAUCAUUAUCGAGCCCGUGACAUACCCCAAGAACGAGGACGAGAAGAAGACAUUUUUCGACUCGGUCUGGCCGUUGGUGGUAAAUGCCAACAAGGAGACGGUGGCCCAUGGACAGAUUGGUCGCCAGUUCAUGAUGUUGACCAGCCCGGACAAGCCUUUCCCCCGUGCCGGAAAGGGUACAAUCCAGCGGGCUGGAGCCGUCAAGCUGUACAAGGAUGAGAUUGACCAGCUCUACGAAAAAGUCAACCAGGUGUCCCAGGCGGAAGCCCCGCGUCUCGAUGUCAGCUCCGAGGACGCCCUUGUCAGCUCUAUCGAGCGAUUGUUCGAGACUCACCUGCAAUCGCCCCAUCUGGAGCCAGACACGGACUUCUUCUCAGCAGGAAUCGAUUCCAUGCAGGUCAUCAACGCAUCGCGACUGAUCCGUGCCGGUCUGGAAGCUGCUGGCUUCCCCACCGACAGUACUUCACUAGCCACUCGCGUUAUUUACGGCAACCCGACGCCACGUCGUCUGGCUCAGUACCUGAUGGCGACGCUCGUCAGCGGCAACGGCAAGGACACGGCAAACGAGGACAUGGAGCAGCAGCGCGUCAUGAAGCAGCUCCACGACAAAUACACCCGCCACCUCCAGGCAGGCAAACCCGGCCGACCUGAAGCUGCGGACAAUAACCAGGUCGUGCUCCUGACAGGCUCCACCGGCAUGCUCGGAUCAUACUUGCUCGACAAGAUGUCGCGAAACCCCAGGGUGAAGAAGAUCAUUUGCCUGAACCGGGCCGAAGACGGCGGCGUCGCCCAGCAGGCCAAGGCCAUGCGGGAGCGCGGGCUCGACACCACGUACGGCGGCGGCAAGGCCGAGUUCCACCACGUCGACAUUUCGCGCUCCGAUUUUGGCCUGGCCCGGGACGUCUACCAGCGCCUGCUCACCGAGGCCGACCGCUUCAUUCACAAUGCCUGGCCCGUCAACUUCAACAUCUCGGUCGAGACCUUUGAGCCGCACCUGCGUGGCGUGCGCAACGUUGCCGACUUUGCCACACGCGCUGAUAAGCGUGUUGCCGUUGUCUUCAUCUCGUCUAUUGGCACCGCCGACAGGUGGGACGCCAGCCAAGGUUCCGUUCCAGAGCACCGUCUCGAGGACGUGAGCCUUGCCAGUGGUGGAUACGGACGCAGCAAGAUGGUCGGCGCCUUUAUCCUAGAGGACGCGGCCAAGGUCGGAGACUUUCCGGCCGUCAACAUCCGCGUGGGCCAGAUCGCCGGACCCGAGGGCGAUGCCGGCGUCUGGAACCGACAGGAAUGGUUCCCCAGCAUCAUCGCCAGCAGUUUGUACCUCAAGGCCCUGCCCGGCGACCUGGGCAUCAUGAACCAGGUCGACUGGACCCCCGUGGAGCGAGUCGCCGGCCUGGUGCUCGAGAUUGUCGGCGUGGCUCAGCAGAACCGCCCCGAGGAUAUUAGCGGCUACUAUCACGGCGUCAACCCGUCGCACACGACCUGGCCAGAGCUGGCGCCCGCCGUGCAGGAGUUCUACGGCAAGGACCGCCUGCCCGAGCUCGUGAGCUUCCAGGAGUGGGUGAGCCGUCUAGAGAAGACUCAGGCCGAGGAUAUGAGGGCCAUGGACGCGAAUCCCGGUAUCAAGCUGCUGGACACGUACAAGGGAAUGGCCGAGGCCGCUCAGGCUGGACACAAGCCGGUCACGUUUGAGAUGCAGCGCACAACGAAGCAGAGCCCUACAAUGAGAAACGCAAAGGCUGUGAGCCCUGAGCUGAUGAAGCACUGGUGUAAGCAGUGGGGAUUUGCUUGA
This is a messenger RNA of Pestalotiopsis fici W106-1, 3177 nucleotides long. RefSeq lists its product as uncharacterized. Gene Ontology annotation, molecular function: phosphopantetheine binding. The record is from RefSeq and is a predicted model, not a curated record. The transcript has 6 exons. Lineage: Eukaryota; Fungi; Ascomycota; Sordariomycetes; Amphisphaeriales; Sporocadaceae. The coding region runs from base 1 to 3177 and encodes 1058 amino acids.